Molecule: messenger RNA, 1275 nt
Organism: Umbelopsis ramanniana AG
Lineage: Eukaryota; Fungi; Mucoromycota; Umbelopsidomycetes; Umbelopsidales; Umbelopsidaceae
Exons: 1
Coding region: 236-1249 (337 amino acids)
Molecular function (GO): zinc ion binding; oxidoreductase activity
Source: RefSeq, a predicted model, not a curated record
UCCGUUUGAGACAAAACGGUUGUUCUGCCUAAAAAUGGGCUGUACAACCGUCGCUAAACGGUGACAUAUACGAGUGACAUAGACAUCUUUUGGCUGACAAACCCAUGGUAACAACAUAAAACGGUCUGCCAAUCAGUAAGACAUUUCUUAACGUUGCUCUACAACACUUUUCUUUUUAGAAAAGAAAAAAAAAAUCUUGGUUCUAUCUCGAACGCCCUUUUCCAAACACAUUACCAUGUCAAACCAGGCUAUCGCAUUUGCCGCAGCAGGUCCUGCUUCGGUACUCAAGGUGGCCUCCAUCCCAAGAGAGAGCCCAACCGGAUGGGAUAUCUUGGUGAAAAACUUCGCUGUGUCUGUCAACCCUGUAGACACGAAAGUACGGUCCAUCAACCCAGGGUGGUCGCAGUCGGUUCGAGUGCUGGGAUACGACGCGGCAGGCAUAGUGGAAGAGAUCGGGCCCAAGGCCACUGACCUGUUCAAGAAGGGAGACCAUGUGUGGUACGCUGGGCUGUCGACUCGCAACGGGUCCAAUUCAGAGUUCACGCUGGUGGAUGGCCGCACUGUGGGAAAAAAGCCCAAAUCGCUCGAUUGGACGGUGGCGGCAGCGUUCCCUUUGGUCUCCUUAACGGCGUAUGAGUUGAUGAUCGAAAAGAUGGCCAUCCAAAAAGGGGACCCCGGCAACUUGCUCAUUGUCAAUGCAGCCGGAGGAGUUGGCUCCAUGGCCCUUCAACUUGCCACCAGCGUGCUUGGUAUCAAGAAUGUGGUGGCCACGGCGUCGCGGAAGGAAACCAUUGAAUGGGUGAAGAAGCUCGGAGCAACCCAUGUUAUAAACCAUCGUGAACCGCUCGGCCCACAAGUCGAAAAACUCGGCUUUCCCAUCAAGAACGUGCUUUUGUUCUUUGACCCUGAUGCUUACAUUCCUCAGGUCAUACCGUUUAUUCAGCCUUUCGGCAAGAUCGGUUCCAUUUUAGCGCCACAAAAAGCCAAUUUCUUAACCGGCCACAGGAAGAGCCUCACCUUGUACCUGGAAAGCAUGUUUGCCAAAUCUGAAUUUGGCAUGGAUGAGGAGUCUCAAGGCAAGAUACUCGAUGAGGUGGCGGAUCUCGUUGACGGUGGCCUCAUCCAAUCCAUUGUGUCUGAAGCCUAUCCCUACAAUGUUGAGAACCUGCAGAAUGCGCAUAAGAAGCUGGAAGCCGGUGCUGUGGUAGGCAAGAUUGUCUUGACUAUAAACGAGAAUUCUUUCAAAUAAUAAAAAAAAGUCAUUCUUAAUGUGCA